Messenger RNA from Penicillium soppii, 519 nucleotides. RefSeq lists its product as uncharacterized. The transcript has a single exon. The record is from RefSeq and is a predicted model, not a curated record. Lineage: Eukaryota; Fungi; Ascomycota; Eurotiomycetes; Eurotiales; Aspergillaceae. The coding region runs from base 1 to 519 and encodes 172 amino acids.
AUGAUAUCCUCCGACCUGAUGAAUUUUUCAUCUGACCUGUUCGGGACCUGUUCCCAGAAUAAUACCAAGGAAGGGGAUAUACUUGCAGUCAAGCUGGAGGGUGGUCUGACAGAAAUGGCCGCUCAAGAUAUCUAUAUCCAUUUUCUUCAACAAAUCUCUACCAAGUGGCGAGGCAUCCUCUCCAAAGGGCUCGGCGGCAAGGUCGAUCUCGUCAAGGAAAGCUGCAACGAUUGGAUUGCCAAAAACAGUCGUAUUGAGCAGUUGGUAGAUUGCUUUGAGCGAAGCAAUUUAGGUUGGCGCGAGGAUGCAUUACUAUGCAUUGUCCCAACCUUACAUUACCAAGGGCUUUUACCAGAACUUGCGGCAGAUACCGAAGACAUAACAAAACACUUCUCGAAUUGUCACGACCGAUCAGCCGAGCUUCCAGAACCGUUCAGUAUCCUACGUUGGCUUUGUGCAAGGACAGAUUCAGCUGAAUUCCAGCGAUCCGUAUAUGCCUUUGGACAUCUUUGCCUUUGA